UCACCUCGCUCAGAUGUUUUUUUUUGUGUUUCUGGUUUGUUUAUGACGCGGUUCACUGUCUCCGUUAGCUUGACAGCUGACCAAGACUAUGCUGUUGUAAAAACGCGCUUUAUUGGUGCCUUUAUAGAAACCACUGUGCUGUGAAGGACACAGAUUUACAAGAGGGUAGAAAGCUACUAGCAAUAGGCGUUGGUCCGCCGUGCGACUAGAUUACAUUUGUUAGCCUUAGCAUUUUGACUAGCAUUCUGUAACGUUAUGCCGUGACGUUGGAUUAGAAAAAGUGGUUGACGACGCCCGGGCAAAGUAUUUUAAAUUAUAAUACACACACAGAGAGGACACGUGCAUGUGUGUGACACUUUGAUUCACAGGUCAGGCUUUUAAACAGCUGCCUGGAGACUAUAUUUGAGUAGCUUGUAAGCUAAAUUCAUGUUAGCAUGGCGUCAGAUACAAGUGACACCGAGGAAUUCCAUGAUGCUCCCGAGGACUUUCACUUUACUCCAUCUCCAAAAGUGUCACCUGCAAAGUUUUUCAUUCCUUCUCCCGAGAUACCGGUAAACGCUGCACAAGAUGGGAGAUGUGGAGUGGCUGCGUCCGACAAUCAGCAGGAUGAUCCGCUACUGAUCAUUGAUAGCAUCAUUGAGGAGAGUCAAAAGGGAAGUGUUGGUGAAGUCGGCGAGGUGGCUGAGCUGUUGGAUCAGCUUCAUGUUGAUGUGAGAGAGGAACCGGAGGAAGAGGAUAAUGCUCAGGAAGUUCCUGCGGAGCUAGCAGCGCCGGCUGUCGAACCUCAACCUGCCGAGAGACUGGAGGAACAACAGGAAAGCGCUGCAACAAACGGAGCCUGCUGGAUACCUGAAGCCGCAGCUCUCCCAGGGCCAUCAGUCGGCUCACAAGAAGGCGUUCAGCCCCCAGACAUCACCAGCACCGUUAGACUGAGUCACCCUGGGGGGGCUGGGCCGGGUGCAGAAGGGGAGCCGGAGCAGAGACCUGCAGAUAUCUUAGACCAGGUCCCAUUCACAGACGGGUCGGCCGACUCGGAUUCCUCUGGACCUCUGAAACCCCCGCGUCAAUUCACAGUGGAACCUGACAUUGUAGCAAGCACCAAGAAGCCUCCUCCCUCACGCCCACCCCCUCCGAGCGGAGGACCUCCACCCAGGCCGCCCCCCCCAGCUUGGCAGACUUUACCUUCCAGGAAGUCUCAGGAGUGUCUCAGACCGAGUGGACUGGAAGUGUCUACAGUCAGCUGUGAGGUCCUGGAGCCCUCUGGCCUGGUGUCCCCCAGCAGCACGGUGAGGAGCCUCACCAAAGAGCUGCAGCAUUCCUUGGAUCUGGCCAGCGCCACCAGUGGAGACAAAGUGGUCACAGCGCAGGAAAAUGAGGAUGGACAUGCCUCGUCUGACAAUGGAGGACAAACUCCAGGCUCUCAGCGGCCACGUUCUAACUCUGGUAGAGAACUGACAGAUGAAGAAAUCCUCGCCAGUGUGAUGAUCAAGAAUUUGGACACUGGAGAAGAGAUUCCUUUAAUCCAGGCAGAGGAGAAACUUCCUGCGGCGAUCAACCCCCUCACUCUGCACAUCAUGAGGAGGACCAAGGAAUACAUUUCGAAUGAUGCAGCGCAGUCAGAUGACGAUGACAAGGCUCAGGCUCCGCUGGCAGACACAGACGGAGGAAAACUGAAACAGAAAACGACCCAGUUUAAAAAGUUCCUGGGCAAGUCUGUGAAGAAGGCCAAGCAUCUGGCUGAGGAAUACGGAGAGAAGGCAGUCAACAAAGUGAAAAGUGUGCGAGAUGAAGGUAGAAGAACAAGCAGAAUGUUCCACACAGAUCAGGACGAUCCGUCAUCGAGUGACGAUGAGGGCAUGCCUUACACCAGGCCGGCAAAGUUCAAGGCAGCACACAGCUUCAAGGGCCCCUUUGACUUCGAUCAGAUUAAGGUUGUGCAGGACCUGAGUGGAGAGCACACGGGGGCCGUUUGGACGAUGAAGUUCUCUCACUGCGGGAGGCUGCUGGCCACGGCAGGCCAGGAUAAUGUGGUUCGCAUCUGGGUCUUGAAGACUGCUUUCGACUACUUCAAUAACAUGAGAUUAAAGUACAACACUGAAGGUCGAGUUUCACCGUCUCCUUCUCAGGAAAGUUUAUGCUCCUCUAAAUCUGACGAUCACCUGGCAAGUUGUGCUCCAGAGGACCCAGACACAGAAGAUAGAAAUACCCCUUUCCGUCAGGUUCCCUUCUGCAAGUAUAAAGGACAUACGGCGGAUCUUUUGGACUUGUCCUGGUCAAAGAACUUCUUCCUGCUCUCCUCUUCCAUGGAUAAAACGGUACGAUUGUGGCACAUAUCGAGGAGAGAGUGUCUCUGCUGCUUCCAGCACAUUGAUUUCGUCACAGCCAUUGCUUUCCACCCCAGAGAUGACAGAUACUUUUUAAGUGGCUCUCUGGAUGGGAAGCUACGACUCUGGAACAUUCCUGACAAGAAGGUGGCUUUGUGGAACGAGGUGGACGGCCAAACACGCCUCAUCACCGCAGCUAACUUUUGCCAAAAUGGGAAGUACGCCGUCAUCGGCACGUACGAUGGCCGAUGCAUCUUCUAUGACACUGAGCGUCUGAAAUACCACACUCAAAUUCAUGUGAGGUCCACCAGAGGCAGAAACAAAGUAGGACGCAAAAUCACCGGCAUUGAGCCUCUGCCUGGAGAGAACAAGAUUUUGGUGACCUCAAACGAUUCCCGCAUUCGUCUUUAUGACCUGAGGGACUUGUCUUUAUCCAUGAAAUACAAAGGUUAUGUAAACAGCAGCAGCCAGAUCAAAGCCAGCUUCAGUCAUGACUACUCCUUUAUAGUCAGUGGUUCAGAGGAUAAGUACGUGUACAUCUGGAGCACUUACCACGACUUGAGCAAAUUCACAUCUGUACGACGGGACCGCAAUGACUUCUGGGAAGGAAUUAAAGCACACAAUGCAGUGGUCACCUCAGCAGUUUUUGCACCGCACCCAGGCCUUAUUGUUCCGCAAGAACCUGGAGCAGACAAACCAGAAGCCGAGUGUAAGAGCCUGGACUCCACUGACUCUGAAACCAUACCCUCAGGAGCCCUAAAGACGGAUCACACAGAGGUUCUACUCUCUGCUGACUUCACUGGAGCCAUCAAGGUUUUCAUCAAUGUAAAAAAGUACUGAGCACUGCAGAGGCGGUCCGCUCCUCACACUCAGGCCCGUCUGCAGGGGAUCAGUCCUGAAGACGAAGGAGAGUCUGUCAGGGGACUUCUGAUGCCGCCCAACAACCUAGGGGUUAUCGAUCUGACACUAAAGAGCCGUCUGUAGCCUUCUUUCAGGGAAACGGGGACCCUAAAAUAGAAGAGGGAAUAGAUGGACUGUACAAUAUAGAGGUGUGAAGCCCGGUUUCUAUUUUUUAUCUUGAAUACCAAGCAACUGUGAACGGUUCUGCGCUAAGGAAAAAAAGAAUCGGAAAUGCCCAGCGGGUGUGGUCUGUUCAGAUACAUGCGUGUUCAUUUACAGCUGUGUGGUCCGGACGGAGUAUGGCAAGAUAAGGUUAUUCUGUAACAGUAUGGGCACCUUACUUAUUUCUUUCACUCCAACAUUUUAGAAAAGCAAAGUCCUAAUGUCAGUCACAAAUGUACGUGUGUCUUAAAGAGACAUUUGUCUUGGAAGCAAGGUGGUUUGAAAUGAUUUGUGCCUAAAUCUAGAUCACUUUUCUAAAUUCUACUUUAAUUUAUCGAACAUUUUAGUAGGCGACACAAAAUCUACGGUACAUGAAAUCAGUAAAUGGUUGUUAAUGAUUAGGGCUGGGUAUCUUUACAUUUUUUCAAGAACAACACUGGCUCUUAAGACCUUUUGAUAUUGUUUUUUUUUCAAUGAAAGCACAUGUCAUUGUUAAUGUGACUGUAAAUUCAGUGUGUAACAUUGCAUACUUGCUGCUUUUGUAAACAGAACCAAAUAAAGCCCUAUUCAUUUACUCAAUAAAAGUCCACACAAACGAGAAGAAAAGCGUGUUGACAACAUUUUUUUAAAUGACCAGUAAAAAUAGUUCUGAUACCUGGCCCUACAAAUCAUAUCCUCCACACACACACAUCUUUUAUCACCGUCCGUGAUUUAUUUAGUGUCAGAACUCUGCAGCACGAUUCAGCUUAUCAUUUUAAAAACAAACGUUAAAACAAAAAUAUAUAUAAUUAGUUACAGUGUUCAAACUUUGUCAUACAAAAAAAAAGACUGCCGAGUCUUGCAUGGAGAGUGUGAGUUUAGGACCAAAACAGCGGACAUGUUGGUCUGUUUUUUAGAGGGUUGUGUAUCCCACGGAUACCAGCAGGGUUGUGGAUGUCCAGAGCUGAGAGUCAGUGUUUGCUCUUCUUCGCUUUCUUAUGGGAGCGAUGUGGCGACCGUGACCUGGACUUCCCGGUUUUCCGAUCUGGAGAUGGUGAUCGGGAACGCUUGGACCAUUUGGGAGACCUUGUCCUGUUUGAAAAGGAUUGAGAGUUAUCAGACUGACAGAAUAACGAUCGGAAUGAUCCACAAAAACACCUCAUGGCACUUGCUUUAAAGGAGAGAUGCUCCUCGACUUCCGGGCGUGGUCGUCGGGAUCUCUGCUCCAUCCUCGUCUCCUGACGCCGUCUUCACUUCUUUUGCUCCGAUCUCUGUCCCUCCUGUCAUCCUUUGACCUGUCUUUGGACUUUGAUGUCAGUCUCUCGUUUUUGUCGUCAUCUUUUUCAAACUCCUAUAGUACACGGGGUGAAACAUCCCAAUGAAGUCAGAUAAAGGCUUUUAUUGUUUCAGUCUGUUAAGAUGCAAAAUACAACUCAUAACUGGCUUGUAAUUCACAAAUCUAGCAAUUCAUCCACGACAUCCUGCAGGUUCUCCACAAGGGGGAGCUGUUUCGUUUGUAGGAUCCCUUUAACACUUGCUUACCUAAACCUAUAGAAAUGAAUGAUAUCAGCAUUGACACCUUCAGGCAGGGAAGGCAACAGAUUUGUUUGGGGAAGAAAACUCUUGAGUCAAAAACAAUAAUUGGAGCAGUGUGACUGUAAACUGAAACACUACAAACACAAAAAUAUUUGUAUACCAAGAACUCACCCUGUGUUCGUAACAAACUAAUCUCAAAAAAUGUAGAAAAGUCUUUUGAAUUGAGGGAAAUGGUGGCCUUGUUUAACAGAGUUUUAAAUGGAAAUGUGUGAGUGAAAAUGCCCUGUUUUGUAAGAAGCGAGCAUUCUUCUGGGAAAUGAAACUUGAAUUACGUGGCGAGAGUUUAGUGAACGUGGCAGAUGGAUGUUUUGAUUAAGUUUUGCUGUUGAUCAAAGCCCCAAUUUACCUUUUUUUCCAUCAAUCAUUUUCUGUAUUUUUUGGUAUUUCCUUCCACUUGGAGGCAUGCAAUGAUAUACAAGUUUUAUUCAAAAACUCAAGGUACCACAGUAAUUGAUCAUCAGUAUCGUGUGGCUAAAAUAUUCAGAAAAUACACAAAAUAAACAGUUCUAGUAAAAUAACUUGGAAAACACAACAGGACACAGACAGCAGCUGAAGCACCCUUAGUGGACCGGACUCCAUCUGCAGAUCUGACACGGCUUUCUAACUAGCUUUGCAGUUUCACAUCGGGCGAGUCUGUUUUUAAAUGAUUUGCAUCAGUAACACUGGUUUUUUUUACCAUGCCAACUGACUAAUUUCACAGUCUAAUUUUAAUGUACUAAUAGCAAGCACUUUUGUAAAUUUUGCCCCAUGCUGUUCUUGAUUAAACAAAUGUUUCUAUUA
Molecule: messenger RNA, 5741 nt
Organism: Eleginops maclovinus (Patagonian blennie)
Lineage: Eukaryota; Metazoa; Chordata; Actinopteri; Perciformes; Eleginopidae
Gene: wdr44
Product: WD repeat domain 44
Exons: 20
Coding region: 435-3164 (909 amino acids)
Molecular function (GO): protein binding
Source: RefSeq, a predicted model, not a curated record